AUGAAUCUUUACGGACAAUCUCAGUUCUAUGUCUUCGCCAACCCAGUCGUGUCGUCAGACAACACCUCGGUGAUCUACGACGGCUACUCUAGAAUCACAGACGGCGCCGGUGAGUUCACGUACACACUAGCGAAUGGUAUCGCCUAUGUCGUUACGUCCUCUAUGGGUAGCACAAGCGACUCCAUUGCAGACUGUCUUGAUUCAACCCUACUACCGCCUUUUAACGAUAUCAUCUCGGCACUCAAUAACGCCACUGCGGUCUCGAAUGGCAUUGUGGGAAAUGACACUAUCACUUGUGCCAGCGGGAUUAAGUUUCAGGUUACCCUCAGCGAUGCGACUUUUGUCAUUUGCUCGUCAGGAUCAAAUGACUUUACCGCUUAUGAAAGUGACAUGGAUAUUACCGUCGACUACUUAAACAGUCCGGUCACCAUCACUCCGCCGUCGUUAAACUCCGAUGUAGCGCUGUCGUGCGAAACAGUCAUAAAACCUAUCUCAGUCUCGGAGACGGCGCUAGUUAUAUUGACUGGACAAGUCAUUCUUCCUCAAAAAAAGAAACGUGAAAAUAGUGAGUUGCUUCGUUUCAUUGCCAGGAAUGGUAUGAGUUCUGUCAUAGUGUUCGAACCGACAUUUUAA
Plasmopara halstedii is the source of this 633-nucleotide messenger RNA. RefSeq lists its product as uncharacterized. The transcript has a single exon. NCBI's taxonomy places the organism in Eukaryota, Oomycota, Peronosporomycetes, Peronosporales, Peronosporaceae. The record is from RefSeq and is a predicted model, not a curated record. The coding region runs from base 1 to 633 and encodes 210 amino acids.